AUGGAAGAAGUGAAGGUAGUCUGCAGAGGAAUGGCUGUGGAAUUCGUUAAGGAUGCACCCACCAUUGCAUCUUUCUCUGUGGCUCAAAACUGGGAUGAACAGAAAACUUCAUCCCUCAGAGCUGCCAUUCAAAGUGUACUGAGCGCCAAUCCAAUUUUGACUUCUUGCCUCGAGACAAGAAAGGCUGAUAAUGGACAACACGAAAUGGUGGCUAUGUUCCACACCUUCAAUCUAGACGAGCUGUUCAAGAUCAUCCCCAAUUCAUCUAGCAAUCUGCCAGCUGAAGAAAAGCCGCUCAACGACAUGGACCAGCAAGAGCUGCUCGCAUAUCUGGACCAAAAAAUCAUUCCACAGUUUCCAAGCCAUGUUGGCCAACAAACAAGACUUGGUGGUGAGGAAGUCAAAGACAAAUCACCGGUGUUUGAAGUACAAAUGAUGGAGCUGCCCGGCCAGUACGUUUGCUAUACCGUUUUGCUCAGCCACUGCAUUGGUGACGGAGCCAUCUACUACCAAGUCAUGGAACAGCUCAACUCUGCUUUCACAAGUAGUAGUGGAACGAUUGAGACUAAAGCAAUUAACUGGGAUGGCUAUGACAAGAUGGACAUGCCAACUGUUGGUCCACACCUUGUACCACACCCUCUUACGAUACUUGGAUUGUUCGUCAUUGGUCCUAAAGUCUUCAAGAAGUUUGGACCCAAAGAGGCAGAACCGUAUAUACUUCUGUUGAGUAAGAAGAAGAUCAACCAAAAGAAGAUAGAGUUGGUGGAUCAUGAUAAUGACAGUACCACCACCACAACAACAACAAGAGAGUACCUGACAUCCAAUGACAUUGUUGUGUCUGCUCUCUGUGAAGCCAUGCUGGAUGAUGCCACGGUCCACACUCAAGCUGUGAACAUGCGGUACAAACUGGACGAUCUAGAGCCCAACGAUGCUGGCAGCUACGUGCUAAUGUCAACUCUGGGUGCCAAAGAGGCAGCUGGCAAUCCCAAUGUGGUCCACAAAGUGAAUGCUUCGGGCCAGAGCAACAUGAGUCCUUGGAAGUCCUUUUUGUCACUGUCUCGAGGCAAGGUUGUCUGUAACACUAGCUGGACUGGACUGAAAUGUGUACUGGAUGGAACAGUUGCACAUUUCCCGUCCAAGGGUUUCCUCCGUACCAGAUUUCGUUCGAAUGGGUCUUCGUACGCUACCGUAAUCUUUGAGUAUGACGAUGAAGCCUUGGGAAUUCUGGCGACAUGCCCCUGGAAAAAGGGGGGAUUGCUGGAGUCCAUCCUUCUGGACUGA
Seminavis robusta is the source of this 1281-nucleotide messenger RNA. The record is from the annotation of a GenBank genome assembly. Lineage: Eukaryota; Bacillariophyta; Bacillariophyceae; Naviculales; Naviculaceae.